Beta vulgaris subsp. vulgaris (sugar beet) is the source of this 1020-nucleotide messenger RNA. RefSeq lists its product as uncharacterized. The transcript has 7 exons. NCBI's taxonomy places the organism in Eukaryota, Viridiplantae, Streptophyta, Magnoliopsida, Caryophyllales, Amaranthaceae. Gene Ontology annotation, cellular component: intracellular anatomical structure. The coding region runs from base 93 to 833 and encodes 246 amino acids. Gene Ontology annotation, molecular function: pyridoxal phosphate binding. The record is from RefSeq and is a predicted model, not a curated record.
UUUACCCCAAGUCCAACCAAAAAACACAACGAAGUUUCUCGUAAUUGGUUCCUUGGAAUUUUGAGUACGAGAGCAAGAGGAGAGAGAAAACCAUGGCCGCUACCUCAGCCAUGGAAAGCGUUCCAGCCACCGCACUCCGCUCUGUUCUCCAUCGAGUCGCGCAAGCUGCCGAACUGUCGGGCCGCUGUCCCGACCAGGUUAAAGUUGUCGCCGUCAGUAAAACCAAGCCAGUCUCUGUCCUCCGCGAGGUUUACGACGCCGGCCACCGCUGCUUCGGCGAAAAUUACGUUCAAGAAAUUGUCGAAAAAGCACCUCAGCUUCCUGAAGAUAUUGAGUGGCAUUUCAUUGGGAACUUGCAAAGCAACAAAGUUAAAGCUCUUCUAUCUGCUGUCCCAAAUCUCGCCAUGGUGGAGAGUGUUGAUGAUGAGAAGAUAGCCAAUCAUCUUGAUCGUGCUGUGGGUAUUCUUGGAAGAAAUCCUCUAAAAGUAUUGGUCCAAGUGAAUACCAGUGGAGAAAUAUCUAAGUUUGGUGUUGAACCGUCAGGAUGUGUAGAGCUUGCAAAACAUGUCUGCCUAAAUUGUCCCAACCUUGAGUUCUGUGGCUUAAUGACAAUUGGGAUGUUAGAUUAUACAUCAACUCCUGAGAAUUUCAAGGCAUUAGCAAACUGCAGAACUGAGGUUUGCAGGACUCUUGGGAUAAAAGAAGAACAAUGCGAGUUAUCUAUGGGCAUGUCUGCUGACUUUGAGCAAGCGAUUGAAAUGGGCAGCUCAAUUGUAAGAAUCGGAUCCACAAUAUUUGGGGCAAGAGAGUAUCCAAAGAAACAACCAAACUAGUUUAUUUUCCUUGCUUCCAAAUUCCAAAUCUAUUGUCAAGGGAUGCCUUAGGAUAUGCUGUUACAGUACUAUUUUUUUCUGUUUAAGAAUUUUAGUCUAUGCACAUACUGUUUUCAAACUCACAUGUGCGAUUGAACGUCUGGAUUGUUGAUACUUGAUAGAUAAUGAUGAAAUGAGCCAUUGUGUA